This is a messenger RNA of Caretta caretta (loggerhead turtle), 7617 nucleotides long. Lineage: Eukaryota; Metazoa; Chordata; Testudines; Cheloniidae. The record is from RefSeq and is a predicted model, not a curated record.
UGUAUUAUGGUAAGUGUAGAUUACACAAAGGGCCCCCGGCGGAGAGCGCUCCGUCUAGUCAGUUUCUGUCUCUACAACUGACCAGCAAGAUGUGAAUUUGUCUCUGGAAAUUAUUUUUCACGUGGGGGUGUCGUUCGAUAGACCACGCAACCCCCCCCCCCCUCCAACUCCAGGGAGAACAUGCUCUAAGGCUGGGUCUUUGCAUUUUGAUAUGGGACAGUGCUACAUGCAUCAGAAAAGGAGAUCCCUUUGUGGGUGAGGAAGCAGACCAAGCCAAGAUGGAAUGAAAGAAAGUAAGACCGGGACUAUCUGAUCUGAGAAGGUGCCAAGCAAUCUUCAGUUGGAGCAGCCAUUGCCGUGUUUUCUUCCGAAGUCAGCAACUGCACGUGAAUCACCAUGGCAACCAAGCAACCCCCACCUCUAAUGAAGAAGCAUAGCCAGACAGACCUGGUGAGCCGACUCAAGACACGGAAGAUCUUGGGAGUUGGAGGGGAAGAUGAUGAUGGGGAAGUUCAUAGGUCUAAGAUCAGUCAAGUCCUGGGCAAUGAAAUAAAAUUUGCUGUGCGGGAACCCUUGGGGCUCAGGGUCUGGCAAUUCGUCUCUGCCAUCGUAUUCUCUGGGGUCGCCAUCAUGGCUCUCACUUUCCCUGAUCAGCUCUAUGACGCCGUCUUUGAAGAAGAAUCCGUCAACAGCAAGACUCCCAUCAGGCUGUAUGGAGGAGCCCUCCUCAGUCUCUCCCUUAUCAUGUGGAAUGCCCUGUACACAUCUGAGAAGGUAGUCAUCCGUUGGACCCUGCUGACAGAAGCCUGUUACUUUGGGGUGCAGUUCCUAGUUACCACCAUCACCCUUGUUGAGAGUGGCCGGAUAUCCACAGGUGCCAUGCUCCUCCUCACCAGCCGGAUCUUCUUCAUCCUUAUCACCGUUUACUAUUAUUACCAAGUUGGACGGCGACCCAAGAAAGUCUAAUCUCUGAGGCUUUCUGGGGGAGGGGAGUCGGGGUUUCUGUUAGUAACUUUGCAUUCUUUUUUUGGUGGUUCCUUCUUGUUCUAAAGCAAUUACCUUUUCCACUUACCAGCAUGAAUCCAUGUGCAAACCCAGUGCUGGCACCAUUGCCACAUGAAGUGCAGGGGGAGAGCCGACCUCUGCAGCCCCUCCCCUACCAUAUUCUGCCUAGAAAAGGCAAGUGAACACAGCAGGGAAGGCUGACAAGAUGUAAGGACCAGUCAGGCUCGUGGACAAUGGAGGAAGCUGGCCAGUGGAAUCACAAACUCAGAAACCUUUUCAGCAAAGCACAAAAUGAUAGCAGCACACACAAACUGAAUCCCAAAGGGGAGAGGAAGCAAAGGCAGCCAGCCAAGGACUCAGUCCAGCUCCUGUAGGCUUGGAGCUGUUCAUUUGCCUUGCUCUCACACCUAUAGCCUUUCUCCCUUUAGUGAGCAGAUUUCAGAACUAAUCCUGGCCAGCCCCCUAAGGCAGGGCUGCUGACACAGCUCCAAUCAGGUAGUGUCGUGGUUUUUUUAGAGACAACACCCAAUGUAUUUACUCUGUGCUGACAGAUCCUAUAGGAAUGCAGGACACACGGAGUUAAAUACAGCAAGAAAAGAGGGUGGCAUCUUUAUUCCCUUUUCCAACACAGUCCCGUGAAACACAGCCAAGCUACAUCCAAAUCUUGUGUGGAUCUCUUUGAGGGAGAGUGGUGUAAAAGGAUGGAGAAAGAACACUUGGGUUGCAUUAGGGGAGAAAUGUAAAGAGCUGUUGAAUAGUCUCUAAGAAUGAAUAAGCCUCAUUGUCUUGGAAGUUUGGUAUAUAGUCUGCUGCUGCUUGUAUUUUUUUCCUUAAUUCCUAUUGCAGUAGUUCCCCUGUGGGUAAUGCUAGUGAGUGCUCUCGCAUAGAUCAGCCAAUGCCACUUUAACCAGUCCCCUACUUCGGUCUAGAUAAGGCCAUGGUUAAAAUACUCCUUAUGUCCUGUCUAUGCUAGAGCACCCAUCUUUGCUACUGCUUGUGGAGCUGUGUCACUAUUAAAAGGCUUGUGCCAAUGAGGACUGCAGGGGGUAAAUCACUGUCUGUGGCUACUUGUGUGAAUCUACUCUAGUAAAGUGAGGGACUAGAUGAGCCAGCUGGUCUUCUCCACUCCUAAUGUACCAAUUUCCUUUUGGAUUCAGCAGAAAAAAGGACCAAAUGCUGAGGUCUUGUGUCUUCAGGAUCCUAUUUGGAUGGGAUAAAAGUACUACUUGUGCCUUUUCAGGCAUUCUAGGACUUUGCUGUUCUCUGACCAUUUCCUCCUAUUGCUCUUGAGGCUGAGGAGGACUGGUUCUUCUACGCUUCUAGUGACAAUCCUGGAGAAGAAAGUACCUUGCCCCCCACGCUUUCCAGUACUAUGCUGCUUGUUCUCCACGGGACUGAAACCAGAAGGAUUGGCUAGAUGGCAUGGACUUAUUUAUGCACCAACAGGGGGAGCUAUUGAGCUGAACCAGUAUGUGCACAGGAGUAGAGCUGACAGCCCUGGAAUGAGCAUGGGCAGGCUCCUGGCUGUUGAGAAUCAGAACUGAGGUGGCUGCUGAAGAACAUUAGCUUUAAGGGCCCCGUAGCCAGGAAAAAAAAUCCCUGAUUAAAGUUAACAUGGACAUCCACUGAGCAUUCAUAGUAAAGCCUAGUGCAUUUUCACUACCGCUCUCCCCCAAAGCCUGUUUACCUGCUUCUGGUGUUUACAAACAGCUGCAUGAACUUGGUCUGCUGCGUGUAUUGCAAUGUCUGGGUCAAGGGGGAACACUGAAAAUAUUGGAGCGGUUACUAAAUGUGAUGACUGGGAAAAAAAGAACUUGAUACCUCUUGCUGCUCUUAGCCUGGGGCGAAACUCUGGACCCUAAGCUACUUGCUAAUGGUGCAGGUGUUGUAACUCUCCAGCCUGGCCAGUAGAAGAGCAUGUAUAUAGUUAAAAUUCAUCAUGAUCCUCAGGGGUACUGUCUGGAAUGGAACCUGUAACUAUGUGGAUCCUGGGUUAAUUUUAUUUCAGCAGGAAUAGGCAGGCAGGAGGACAGUAUCUUUCUUUGAGGGGGGGGGGGGGGGUAGAAAAGUGCUGCCCCCAGCAUACACCAUGGGCAACCAGGGCUGAGCUUGUAUUAAUCAAUGCACCAUAGCUCAAUAGGCUUUAGCUCUGAACCACUGUCAGAAGGCCCCACCUGUGAACCUGUCAUGGCAGUGAACCACCUCUGCAUCUGAAGCCCCAGCCCCCUUCCCUGGUUCCUGGAUGGGAAUGUUCAGAAGAGGGUUUUGCUGCUCUAAUUUCAAGUGUUUGAGCAAAUGGGUAGCUGCCACAAUGAUUCUGUCCUCUGGUGUGUGUUACCCCCUCAGUGAGCUGGAGAGAGCAGAGGGGUGGGAGGGGGGGCAGCUGGCUCUGAGAGGUAAUUCAAUGCUAAAGGCCUGCUCCCAGGAAGAUGGAUAGAAUGGAGCAUUAAAACCAACCUACUCUGCAAUGCUCAGAGCAUUUUUUUUUUUUUUUUUUUUUAAAUCUUGUAACCAAGUCCUAGUGGUGCCCUAGGGACUGGGGAAAGGAGGGAACAGUGGGGGGGAAGUCAUUUGCAAAUUAAUAUGCUCUAGUGAUGAGGACAGAGUAUAUGGAACAUCAGGUGGUCCCAUGCCUGUGUGGGUAUGUUUACACCAGAGCGGGAAGGUUAGAUAGGGCUGAAGAAGCUGGUUAGCCCAUGCUGCUGUAGCUGCACUUCCAGUCAGAGUAUGAGCUUGAUCAACUCUCUCUCUAAGCUGCAGUGGGGCUGUCUCAGGGUACUGGAAUUUACACCUCUCAGCUCUAAUGUAGAGAGAGAUGUACCCUGUCUGAGAAGAGGUGUAUGCAAUCCUCCCUAGCAAUCACUAGUUACCCAUGGCUGACUCUACAAGGGACAGUGAGAGGGAUCAGGGCUGGAGCACUGUGGCUAUUUCUAAGGGAAGGAUCCAGGCAAUACCACGCAGCACUGCCAGAAGCUUAUAGCUAGCAGGGGGUUGCUGCCUCACUUUGGGCUUUACUGGGGGAGUUUACAAUUGUAUUUUAGAAUUAAAUCCUACAGGAGAGAGGAACCAGGUAUUAGUCACUGCUGGGUGGUUCCUUCCACUCUUUUAAGGUAGGUUAGGCAGCAGCAGCACCACCUUGCUGAAGUUUCACAGGGAUUGGGCCUAGAAGCAUGAGGACAAUUGCUAAGUGGCAGCACAGGCUAGCAGUCAAGAACACAGUUGGGAGGCAAAAAUUAUUAGGCUUUAAUCCUGGCUCUGCCACUGACUAGCUAGAUGAUCUUGGCCAAGUCACUUCACCUUCCAGCCAUCAGUUUCCCCAUCUCUGAAAUGAGGGUAAUGAACCUGACUUACCUUGACGGAGAUGGGGGGACAGCAUUGCAAGGUGUUUGUACAGCCCUCUGCACAGCAGAGAAGUAUUCUCCAGGUGCCUGAGUUCUGAACAGAGACGAGCCUGCAGUUACAGAGUGGGUUUCUCCAAAUGGUUCCUGUGUCUGCAAUGGGCAGAACGAAAACCUUGGAUUCUUACAGCCCAAAACUUAAGGUGAGGGAGGUUAAAAAUUCAAGCAGGUUCCUUACUGACCUCAAGGCAAGCUAGCAUUGGCACUGGGGAGGAGAAAGGCUCUCUAGUCCCACUGCCACUCCCUCGGCCAGCCAGCCUUUCCUGUCUCUUAGGUUUUUUGGAUUCAGUUUAUACCUCAUCUUAUCUGAGUUUAUUCCUCCUUUGGUGAGAAAAGUGACUGUACUUAACAUAAAAAACCCCCAAUCAUGUGAAUAGUGAAAAUUAAAGAUGUCCCACAGCACUGUCACAAUACCUUUAUUUAUUUAUUUAUUUAUUAAGAAAUGCACACAACCUCUGCAGAAUGCUUCAGGCUCAUGUUCUGGUUUAUAUUACAAAAAAUCCUUUCAAUAUAAAAAGCAUUACAAUAGGCAAUAAAGGAUAAAUUAGCUCCACUAUCUAAUAAAAGGAACAUUUACAAUUUUUAAAAUAGAUUUCAACGUUCUUUCACACGCAGGCUGUUUCCCAGGCACUCGCAACAGUAAUUUAAGAGUUAAAUAAUCGAGACGGAGGGGUGGACUUACAGAAACAAACUGCUCUAGAUAAUUCUACAGCAUGGGGGCUAACACUGUGGUGACUCUAUAUAAGUUGCUUUCCUACACAGAGCUCUCAAGUGAGGAGUGAUUAUACCUCAACACCCUGCCCCCAAAAGAACUCAAAAGGGAAAAAAUUGUUUGUUCCUCCUGGCUAGAGCUCUGGGAAGAACAAGACCCAGCAUUGUUGAUUAUACAGCAUGAGACCACAGACAAAGGCAGUGACACAUCAUGGUGAUCAAAAAACAAAACUUGUGUCUCACAGUAACAAAGGAUCCCCCAUUCUGGAGUCUCCUUUUCAUUAAAAUGCCAUACCUCUCCCCAGCAUUUCAGAUGACCCAAGAUGGCUGGAACCUACAUGAGGGGUUUGUGCAUAUCUUAACAGCUGUCUCAAUUUCUUUAUUGGAGGGUGCUGCUUUCUGGAUUCUCGAGUGUGUCUCAGGACAGGAUGAGAAUUCAAAAUGAUCUUAAACUGGAGAAAUACUCUGAAGUAAAUAGGAUGAAAUUCAAUAAGGACAAAUGCAAAGUAAUCCACUUAAGAAGGAUUAAUGAAUUGCACAAAUACAAAAUGGGAAAUGACUGCCUAGGAAGGAGUACUGCAGAAAAGGAUCUGGGGGUUAUAGUGGAUCACAAACUAAAUAUGAGCCAACACUGUAAUGGUGUUGCAAAAAAGCAAACAUCGUUCUGGGAUGUAUUAGGAAGAGUGUUGUAAGCCAGACAGGAGAGGUAAUCCUUCCACUCUAGUCAGUACUGAUAAGGCUCUUCUAAAGUACUGUGUCCAGUUCAGGGCACCACACUUCGGGAAAUGUCAACAAAUUGGAGAAAGUCCAGAGGAGAGCAACAAAAAUAUUUAGAGCUCUAGAAAACAUGACCUACAAGGAAAGAUGGAAAAAAAUAGGAUUUGUUUAAUCUGAUGAAGAGAAAGCGAGGGGAGACAGGCCAUGAUAAUAGUCUUCAAAUAUGUAAAAAAAGAAAGAGGAAAUAUGUUAGAAAGAGGAAAGUGAAAAAUUUUCUCCUUAUCAACUGAGGACAGGACAAAAAGUAAUGGUCUUAAAUUGCAGCGAGGGCGAUUUAGCUUAGACAUUAGGAAGAACUUCCUGUCAGGGUGGUUAAGCACUGGAAAAAAUGACCUGGGGAGGUUGUGGAAUCUCUGCCAUUAGAGAUUUGGAAGAACAGGUUAGACAAACACCUGUCAGGGAUGGUCUAGAUAAUACUUAGUCCUGCCAUGAGUGCAGGAGACUGGAUUAGAUGACCUCUUGAGGUCCCUUCCAGUCCUACAUUCCUGUGAUUCUAGCCCUUUAAAGAGAGGAUAUGAAGGUUUCAGCAAGAUCAUCAGCACAGCCAUACUGGGUCAGACCAAAGGUCCAUCUAGCCCAGUAUCCUGUCUUCGGACAGUGGCUAAUGCCAGGUGCUUUGGAGGGAAUGAACAGAACAGGUAAUCAUCAAGUGAUCCAUCCCCUGUAGCCUAAGGUGAGAAUGGGGGUAGAUGACAACUGCAUAACAGAGGCAGGGAGGACAGAAAAAGGGAAAGAAAGGAGAAGAGACAAGAGGGGUGUAUGGGUGAGAUAAGAGAGAAAGACAAGAUGGAAAAAAGAAAAGUUCUUUUCUAUGAGAGAAAAAGGGACACAGGAAGAGACUAAAUAAAUGGGGGAAGGCGAGAGAACAGCCAUGACAGGAAAAGAAUAGAGGGAAUAAAAAAAGAUAAAAAAAAGUGAUAAAUAGGAAAAUGAAAGGGGAAUAAGCCUGGAAAGGCAACAUUUAGGGUUUGCUAUUGUAGUUAUCCCUGUUCCUCUAUUGGACUGUGCACAUGCUGACAGACUCUACUCUGGAAAAGGCACACUCAGAAGGAUGUCCUUUGAAUCAGAUUCUUUGUGCUUGUAAGCAGAGCUGUGUUUUUCAUUUUCAAUUACACAACCCUAGGCCAGGCAGGGCCUUCUCCUCCAUCUGCUAAAUUUCAAGACGCGAUCUGGGCCAAAGGGAACCUUUCACAAUAGAGUAAUUAAGGGGACUCUGAAAGCAAAGAAGAUGGGUUGCUCCUCCAGCCACCAAGAAUUCUAGCUGUCACAGGUUAGGCACCCAGCCAGAGAUCCAGACACCAACUGACAAGAACAAACACUCUUUCCUGCUGUUUAUGGUGUUUUGGAUGUUAGCUAUUCAGAUUCUAUUGCCAGCUACAGAUUCUGGCUAUUAUAAGCUGAGUAAUGGGGGUUGUUUUGGCUACUACUUCCUCCCCUUCCCCCCACACCUUAACAACUGUGUUCUUUUUAGUUUUUUUCCUCCCUUGGGAAUCACUCUCUUCAGUGUGCACAGUGACUAGCUCUUGGGGCAGGGUCACACAGCCUUUUCCCUUCAUCUGCCUGUAUCUAGAGAGGAACAUCAAUUAUUGAGUCUGUCCCCAUCCCAGUGGAUUAGCACAAUGUUAUGGCUCAGUUUCCCCUAUGCACACACCUCUCGUGGUGGGUUGACCACUCAAAAACUCCUCCCACGCUAGACCAUUAAGUGCAGCCGAUUGUUUUUUUUUUU